Helianthus annuus (common sunflower) is the source of this 1009-nucleotide messenger RNA. Its product is annotated as 50S ribosomal protein L7/L12. Gene Ontology annotation, molecular function: structural constituent of ribosome. Gene Ontology annotation, cellular component: ribosome. Lineage: Eukaryota; Viridiplantae; Streptophyta; Magnoliopsida; Asterales; Asteraceae. The record is from RefSeq and is a predicted model, not a curated record. The transcript is spliced from 2 exons. Gene Ontology annotation, biological process: translation. The coding region runs from base 326 to 898 and encodes 190 amino acids.
CCAAACCGAGCCCGAGCUUAGAUUUUCAGCUCGGUUUCAAAUCCGAGCCGAGCCGAGUCCGGUUUUUAGUCGAAUGGCAAUUAUACCAUAGUAGUGCAAUUAAGAGCCAAAUGGCAAUUAUAUAGGUUUUUCAAGGUCGAUCACUCAUUCUAAUUUCUUCGGCAGCGACUCCUCCAAACUUCAAAGUUCUCAGAAUCAUGGUUUGUAGAAUGGUGUAAGAACUGUAAUGCAGUUAAGGUUCAUUUCAGAAUUGGAGAAGCAUUUUUCUUAGAUCAUUACACAUUGCAAUACAAACAUUUUCUCUCACACCAAAACCAACCAAACCAUGAAAUCUUUAACACUUCUUAGAUCCAUUCGUAUCCGGACCACUCAACGUAACAUAACAAGGUUUCUACAAUCUCGUUUUUUCCAACCCGAUUUUGUUCCCGCAGACCCCAAACCCAAGCCCAAAAAGUACAAACUACCCUCAUCCUAUGAUCCAUACGGCCCGAGACCACCACCUUCCGAUAAAAUCAUCCAACUUGCUGAAAAAAUCGCAGCCCUACUCCCCGAAGAGCGUUUGCAAAUAGGUCCCACACUCAGAGAGAGAUUAAUGCACCCGUUGAUGCAAUCAGUUUCGGUUGAAGGGGUUGACUUGGGUGGUGCGCAAGGCGGGUCAGCCAAGACCGAAGAAAAGGUUGAGAAAACAGUGUUUGAUGUUAAGUUGGAGAAGUUCGACACGGGUACUAAAAUUAAGGUGAUUAAAGAGGUACGCGCGUUUACAAGUCUUGGAUUAAAGGAGGCUAAAGAAAUGGUGGAGAAAGCUCCUGUUUUGGUUAAACAAGGUGUUACUAAAGAAGAGGCUAAUGAGAUAAUAGAGAAGAUUAAAGCUGCUGGUGGUGUUGCUGUAAUGGAGUGAUGUUUUAAGACUCUUGAUUUUGAGUUUUAAAUGUUUCUUGAUGGUUGGAAGAAUAGCUGUGGGUCAAAAUAGUGUUUUUUUUUUAAAUAAUAUUUGUCAGUUUCACUGGUU